GAAGCAAAACAGAACCGCCAAUAAACACCAAAGAAGAAGAGGAAGAAGCAAAACAAAAUAUUCUAACCACACAAGAGGUAACUGAAGUGGUUAACGCUGUCAUGAUCAUUGGAUGCUUAUAACCCAUUAUAUUAAUUUAACAACAAUGACCACUGACAGUUGAAAAGACUGGUAAUUGUUUUUAUUGUACUAAGUUACAUUAGCAGCAGUAACGUCGAUACCUCAUAAGUAUUUGCUUGACUUCUGUUAAUCGCUUUCGAAAGACUGGAAACUACCCUAGCUAGCUGACAGCUAGUUUUUGACGGUCACUUUCCAGCCAGGCAAGGCAACUGACAUGGCGAGUAACCUCGUCUCGAAGUUAUUUCGUCCCUCUGUGUUCACACAGCUGGCGUCUCUACGGUCGGGUUGCGUGUCUCGGGUGAAGGCGGCGGCGGGCAUUAGACAUUUCUCCAGCGACCCGCCACCGGAGAACAUCAGUCGCUAUCCAGUUCCUUACAAGAAAGAGCUACCUUAUGAUAUAGUGGAGCUUAUGGAAGAGGUUGAGUCAAAGGGAGGCUUUUUGCCCAAUGUCUUCAAAGUCCUCUCCCAUAGACCAGCAGAGUUCAGAGCCUUCUUCGCUUACUACAAUGAACUAAUGAACAAAGAGUCAGGCGGAUUAACCAAGGCAGAUCGUGAGCUGAUUGUAGUGGCUACUAGUAUCCACAACAAGUGUCUUUACUGCGUGGUAUCCCACAGUGCACUGCACCGCAUCUACUCUAAGAAACCCACUCUUUCUGAUCAGGUCGUCGUUAACUAUGAGAAUGCAGAGCUGUCACCUCGGGAGCGUGCCAUGCUGGACUUUGCGAUGGCUGUGUGUCGCUGCGACACCAUUACAGAGCAGCAUUUCCAGUCUUUGGAGGAAGUGGGUUUUGACCGUGAGGAUGCGUGGGACAUUGCUGCCAUCACUGCUUUCUUUGCCAUGUCCAACCGGCUCGCCCACCUCACAGACAUGAGACCAAACUUAGAAUUUUAUAACAUGGGCCGGUUACCACGGGACAAGAGCAAGGACAAAGGGCAAGUGAAAGGGGAGUAGCGUUACAGACAAGAUUAUCAGAUGUCGAGAUGUUUUUUUUGAGGUGCAAUUUACAGAUUUGAACGUUAACUUUGGAAUUAGUCAGUUUUUCCUGAGAUCAUAAUUUAGGUUCCACAGUUGCUUGACUGAGUCCGGGUAGGCACGGAGAACAACUAGAGAUUGACAUGGGAAGGAAGCAAAAUAACUGACCUCCCUGAUAUUUUAGUACAUGCUUAAAAUCACUCAAGUGUUUUUACCUGCCCUUUACUUUGAACAUAGCACGUAAAAUUCAGGAUUCUAUAAAGUAUGUGUGCCUUUUAAAAAUGAUGCUCAUUUAGAUGACGUAGAAGCAUGAGAGAGACAGUUUGAGUUUUGUGUGUGUGUGUGUGUGUGUGUGUGUGUGUGUGUGUGUGUGUGUGUGUGUGUGUGUGUGUGUGUGUGUGUGUGUGUGUGUGUGUGUGUGUGUUGAUAGGGUAGACAUGGCUUUGUUAAUUUGUCAUUGUGUGUAACUCAUUGUGUCUGCUUAUUUACCUUGACAUUUUGAAUUUUAGGUGGCUCUGGUUGUUUACUGGAUAGUUGCCAUAUGAUGGGGAAAAGUUAUUUCUUUGCAGCUGGUUGUCUAUUACAUUACAUUUAAUGACACCGUUUCAUAAUUGUCUUUUAACUUCCAUGUUUGGGUAAUAAAACCUAUGAAAAAAAUCACAUAAAACUCAGAAUCUCGAACCAGCUCUUUAUUUCAUUGUUCACCAGUUGAAAGUGCUUUGUGUUAUGAUGUGUUGCUCAGUGCAUUGUUACUGUGACUACCAGGAAGAGUGUAAAUAACUUGCUGGCAUUGUUCACAGCAAUGUAAGCGGGUGUUGUAAAGUAUUAAAAUGAAAACUGCUUCUCUAA
Molecule: messenger RNA, 1942 nt
Organism: Perca fluviatilis (European perch)
Lineage: Eukaryota; Metazoa; Chordata; Actinopteri; Perciformes; Percidae
Exons: 5
Coding region: 335-1072 (245 amino acids)
Molecular function (GO): peroxiredoxin activity
Source: RefSeq, a predicted model, not a curated record